Messenger RNA from Exophiala aquamarina CBS 119918, 1218 nucleotides. RefSeq names its product chitinase. Lineage: Eukaryota; Fungi; Ascomycota; Eurotiomycetes; Chaetothyriales; Herpotrichiellaceae. Bases 1 to 1218 code for a protein of 405 amino acids. Gene Ontology annotation, molecular function: chitinase activity; chitin binding. Gene Ontology annotation, biological process: chitin catabolic process; carbohydrate metabolic process. Gene Ontology annotation, cellular component: extracellular region. The transcript has a single exon. The record is from RefSeq and is a predicted model, not a curated record.
AUGGGCGGUGGGCACGGAAUUCGAUCUGUUGUGUACUAUGUCAACUGGGCGCCGUACGGGCGAAACCACCAUCCCCAAGAUCUUCCCGCCGAAAAUCUGACGCAUGUCCUCUACGCAUUUGCCAAUGUUCGCCCAGAGAGCGGCGAGGUCUAUCUCACGGACCCUUGGUCGGAUACGGACAAGCACUACGACGGUGACAGCUGGAACGAUGUCGGCAACAAUGUCUAUGGCUGUGUGAAGCAGUUGUUCCUCCAGAAGAAGAAAAAUCGCAACCUCAAGAUUCUGUUGAGUAUCGGUGGUUGGACGUACUCCUCCAAUUUCGCCCAGCCUGCCAGUACAGCUGCUGGACGGAAGAAAUUCGCAGAAUCCGCCGUCCGACUACUCGAAGAUCUGGGAUUCGAUGGGUUGGAUGUUGAUUGGGAAUAUCCCAAAUCUGCGGCUGAGGCUGAAGACUUUGUCAAACUUUUGCAGGAGACCAGACAGGCUCUUGAUCAAGCUGCCGCCAAACGCCAUCACCACCACCACCCUCAUCACCAGGAACAUACACGUUUCUAUCUGACGGUUGCCUGCCCCGCUGGAGCGUCAAACUUCGAGAAGUUGAAAAUCCCCGAGAUGGAUCACCUACUUGACUUUUGGAAUCUGAUGGCAUAUGACUAUGCUGGAUCGUGGGAUCAGCGCGCAGGACAUCAAGCGAAUUUGUUCCCAUCAAAGUCACACCCCGAAGCGACCCCCUUCAGUACGAUUGCCGCCAUCGAGCACUAUACUAGACGCGGCGUCCACCCUUCCAAGAUAGUGCUGGGCAUGCCACUGUACGGGAGAACCUUCACAUCGACGUCUGGGCCUGGGCAGCCAUACAACGGUGUCGGCGAAGGCAGCUGGGAACAAGGCGUUUGGGACUACAAGGCACUGCCCAAACCAGGCAGCAGCGAGUAUCAUGACCAACACAUUGGCGCCAGUUGGAGUUACGAUCCGUCCACCCAGACGAUGAUCAGCUACGACAGUCCACAGCUUGUGGCGCAAAAAGCUGCCUUCGUGCGAGACCACGGCCUCUCUGGUUCCAUGUUCUGGGAGUCUUCGGGCGAUAAGCCGGUCGGCUCGGGCAGUUUAAUCGAGGCGUUUUUGAUUCACAGCGGUGGUGCGAAGAGGGUGGAGGACGUCAAAAAUUGUCUGGAUUAUCCUGAGAGCAAAUAUGACAAUCUGAGAAAUAAGUUUGAGUGA